UGGAAGUCAAUAUGGACAAGAUCCUGGAAGCCAUCUUGAAUUCUUCGUACCCUGACCACAUGAAGCAAGGGUUGGUGCGGCGGGUCAUCGAGGCAUCGAAGCAGCCCAUGGACAGCGAGCAGUGUUGGUCGAUGCUCGAACUGUCCACCAAGCUCUUCCUCGUGGGGGACACCAAGUUCAAGCGGUCGGUCGGCAAAGAGCUCCUGGAAGUUUGUGGCUACUACCACCAAGAGGCGUUUGAGGAGUUCUUCAACGUCCAUUUCCUCUUAAGCCUCCUCCAGGAGGGCUACGGGUCCUUGGGGAAAAGGAGCCUGUACGUGCUGGACUACAUCCAGCUCGGCUUGCCAUUUGUUUUGGACAGGCCGUCUGCCAACGACAUUUUCAGCCUGCUGAGGGUGGAGGUUCUCCGGAAAAUCUGCGAGAGGCCGGGGCUGAAGCAGUGCGUGAAAAUCAGCAAGCUCUUGACCCAGUACCCGCAAUGUAUUCCCACUGGCAAACGCCAAGCCCUCUUCUGCCAGCAGCUUAUCCGGUGCAUCGGGUAUUUCCGCACCGUCUCGGGGAGAGAAGAGGCCAUUGUGGACUUCCUCGACCACGUGAUCAAGGUCAGCAGCUUGCUGCAGAAGAUCUGGAAGGCGCAGAUGUCUUCCAUUCUCCCGUCCUUGAAGGAACUCUUCACGAUCAUUUCUUCAGUGGAAGAGCAGGAGCCGCCCUCGAUCGCCUUGGCCAGCGUGGUCCAGUAUGUCCCGCUGGAACUCAUGGAUGGGAUCCUAAGAAACCUCACCAACGACGACAGCAUCUCGGAUGUACAGAUGAUGAUGGCGAUCGACCGGAUGAUUGAAUGGGUCUCUUGGCCCCUGGGGAAGAACAUAGACAAAUGGAUCAUAGCGUUAUUGAAGAGUUUGGCUGCUGUGAAGAAGUUCAGCAUCUUGAUUGAAGUCACCCUUUCCAAAAUUGAGAAGGUCUUUUCUAAGCUGCUGUAUCCGAUUCUGCGGGAGGGAGCGCUCACGAUCCUGCGCUACAUGCUGCUCAGCUUCCAGCAUUCCCACGAGGCCUUUCACUUGCUCCUCCCUCACAUCCCCCGUGUGGUGUCCUCCUUGAUCAGGGAAGACUCCAAUUCGGCCACCAGCUGCCUGGAACAGCUGGCAGAGCUGAUCCACUGUAUGUUCUUCCGCUUCUCUGGAUUCCCGGAUCUCUACGAGCCUGUUGUGGAAGCCAUAAAGGCUCUUCCGAUUCCGAACGAAGACCGCAUUAAGCACCUGCUCGGCCAGAACGCUUGGACCUCGCAGAAGAACGAACUGGCCAGUUUUUAUCCCCGCCUGGCUUCCAAAUCCGAAACGGGGAAGAUCGGGUUGAUUAACUUGGGCAACACCUGUUACAUGAACAGCAUCCUUCAAGCUCUUUUCAUGGCCUCUGACUUCAGGCGUUCGGUGUUGAAUUUGGCAGAGAACAACUCUCAGCCUUUGAUGGCCAAACUCCAGUGGUUGUUCGCCUUCUUAGAGCACAGCCAGCGGCCUGCCAUCUCCCCCGAAAACUUCCUGUUGGCUUCGUGGCCUCCCUGGUUUACCCGCGGGGCGCAGCAAGACUGCUCCGAAUACCUCAAGUACCUCCUUGAUAGGCUACACGAAGAAGAGAGAACAGGAAGAAGAAUAUACCAGAAGCUCAAAGAGUCUACGUGGCUAUCUCAGGCCGACCAACGGCGCUCCACGAACAAGACUCUAGUUGAAAGAAUGUUCGGUGGCAAAAUCAUGACGAAAAUUCGUUGCCUGAAGUGCCUCAAAGUGUCUUCCAGAGAAGAACCCUUCACAGAUCUCUCUCUGGCUUUCCCGCCGACAGAUAAGUAUGUGCCUAUCCCCAAUGGUACCUCCGUUUUACCUGUAGAAGAAAUGGGCCCACAGACAGUUCAGCCUAGUGUAGAAGCUCCCACUCGGGUGAUCAAUUUGCCAAGGAGGCCGGGGAAGCACCAUGCAUCUGGCGAAAACCCCUCCAAAGUGUUGCCAGUUGAGACUCUGAAACCAGAAGGGCAAGAGACAUCUUUCCCUUUCAGAUCUGAGAGGGACGCCGUUGGUGUGAAGCCUGACGAAGACUCAGUACUGGCCUUAUGGGAGCAAGGGUGUGGCGCCGGGGCCUCGAGGUCCGUCCCUGACUUGAUCAAUUAUUUCUUAUCGCCCGAGACGCUGACGGCAGAGAAUCGAUAUCACUGUGAGAAUUGCGCGUCCCUUCAGGACGCAGAAAAGCUGGCGGAACUCACCGAAGGGCCUCACUACCUCAUCCUCACCCUGCUGAGGUUCUCCUUUGACCUGAGAGCCAUGAGGAGAAAGAAGAUCCUUGACAAUGUCUCCGUCCCGUUGGUGUUGAAGCUACCGGUCCUCACCUCCGCCCAGGAACUGAGCGACCCUAGUCCAGCAAGGAGCGCUGGGCCUGCCGCUUCCUGCGACGGCUUUGCGUCGGUAGUAUACGACCUCUGCAGCGUAGUGGUACAUUCCGGAGUCUCCUCAGAGAGCGGCCAUUACUACUGUUACGCCAGGGAAUGCGAAGACCUCACUGCAGGAAGCGAGCCUCUGGACGCCUCGUGGAAGGUCCCUUCCGAAAAGCCUCUGGACGUCGCGAUCCAGUGGUACCUCUUCAAUGACACGAGGGUGUCGUUUUCGUCUUUCGAGUCGGUCAGCAAUGUGACUUCCUUCUUCCCCAAGGACACUGCCUACCUGCUGUUCUAUCGGCAAAGGAUAACCAAGCCGAAAAACCUGGGGCAGGAGACUGCCGCUGAGGCCAGUUGGGUUAAUGGAGACUUGUCCUCUCCCAAUAAAGACCUGAUGGAAGCCAUUGCUAAGGAUAACAUCCUAUACUUGCAGGAACAGGAGAAAGAAGCCAGGAGCAGAACAGCCUACAUUUCAGCCCUACCCAAGUCCCCUCUGUGGUGGAAAGACUUUGAGGGGGACGACGACGACUCCUCAGGGGGGUGCGGGCAUGCUGCCGGGGGAGGCGGAUCGAGCUCUUUCCACGGACUCGUCUUUUAA
Messenger RNA from Euleptes europaea (tarantolino), 3014 nucleotides. It is a transcript of the gene USP35, whose product is annotated as ubiquitin specific peptidase 35. Gene Ontology annotation, cellular component: nucleus; cytosol. The transcript is spliced from 10 exons. NCBI's taxonomy places the organism in Eukaryota, Metazoa, Chordata, Lepidosauria, Squamata, Sphaerodactylidae. Gene Ontology annotation, biological process: ubiquitin-dependent protein catabolic process; protein deubiquitination. Gene Ontology annotation, molecular function: cysteine-type endopeptidase activity; cysteine-type deubiquitinase activity. Bases 12 to 3014 code for a protein of 1000 amino acids. The record is from RefSeq and is a predicted model, not a curated record.